This is a messenger RNA of Silurus meridionalis, 4865 nucleotides long. It is a transcript of the gene slc16a3b, whose product is annotated as solute carrier family 16 member 3b. NCBI's taxonomy places the organism in Eukaryota, Metazoa, Chordata, Actinopteri, Siluriformes, Siluridae. The record is from RefSeq and is a predicted model, not a curated record. The transcript has 5 exons. The coding region runs from base 1768 to 3318 and encodes 516 amino acids. Gene Ontology annotation, biological process: monocarboxylic acid transport; transmembrane transport. Gene Ontology annotation, cellular component: membrane. Gene Ontology annotation, molecular function: monocarboxylic acid transmembrane transporter activity.
AUGUCAAAUUAUUGAUCUAGUGACUAAUAAUGUCCAAGUCCUAAUUUAGGGUGAGUAAAGGCUUUGAGUGUGACGAGAGGGUUAGGCUGCAUCGAUACAAACCCCCACCCACAAAAGCCCUACAAGCAAUGCACCCAUGGACACUAUUACAUUUACAUGUGGACAGACACAAGGGAGCAGCUGGGUAGGUUCUUAAUGAAUGCUAACUGCCUGAGCUACCUUUGAUCAUGUGUGCCAAUCUAUGGAAAACUUUGACUGUAAAGUUUCUUAUAUUAUUUACAUAGGUUGUAUUGGUUGUAUAGAGUUGUUUUGUUGACCCUAAACUUCUGUUGGUUUGUUAUUUAACAAUAUAGUCUCACACAAUGAACGCUUUGCUUAAAUGGUAAAGGGAAAUGAUACAAGAGCUGUUGUAAUUACAGGAUGUUUGUCAUAGAUUCUGUUCCACACCUAUUCAUGUAUCAUGAUUGAACUAAUUUGGAGAAGUGUUGAAACUGGCAUGCUGACUUUUAAUUUUGGGCUUAUUUGUAGCAUUAAAAGCAUAACAUUUGUUUGCCCUGUUUACAAAUGGAGCUGUAGUUUAGACUUAAUGUAAUUUUAUGUCAUACACCUAGUUCUCUCAGACAAUAGUAAUAGUCAUAAUAACCAUGAGCUGCCACAACCUUUCCUUAUGCACACUGUGUUCCUUUAGAGAAAUUGUAUUUGCCUAACAUUAUCUGCCCUAAGGGAAAGAAAAAAGGAGAUAGUAGUGAUUGAAUUCUCAAUAGUUAAUUGAAACAUUUUUGAGUACUGUCCAAUUAACUGUAAUAUUAUACAGGAUUAGUAUGGGUGUCUUUUGUUGAAAACCAUGCUAAACAAACAGUAAAUGUAGACAGAUCUCAUUUACAUACAUAUUAUUGAGAGGAAAUGAUUGAGGUAUGAUGAACAGAGAUGUCCAUUCAUUCUAUUAUUCUAUCUUUGUCACUGGAUAUGGUGCCCACACAGUAUUACUCCCUGGAUUUUAUGCCAAUCUGCUGAAAGGUUUCAUUCACUAUGAAUAUGCAUGAAAACCAUUUUAACUCCUCAAUCAUGCCCUUUGAAAGCAGCAAAAAGAAUCCCAGAGGUAGAAAUGCCACUACUGUCAGCCUGGUCAGUGAAUUAUGGCCCUAACAGUCCUACUAGAAGCCUAAUUUUAACCACUAUGACCCUGACCAGACAGUUACUAAUGAUGAAUAGAUGAAUGCUGUGUAAUGAAUAGCGCUGAACCAAAGAUGGUCAUUGUUUGUCCUGUUAGCACAAGAAUGUAGAAGAUAAUGUCUUUGUGCUUGGUUACAUAACAGCUAGGUAUAACUAUCAUGAUUAAAUUAUAAGUGGAUUGUUUUCCAGACGCUAUCACUAGAAUACAAGCACAGGGUAUUUUUAACAACAACAACAAAACACACAGAAGGACCAUAAAACACAAUGACAACCGUUGAUAGUGUUUUCCUAAGGAUAUAUUGAUCUGGAUUUUUAAUGAGUUGUUUAGCUCCUGAGGCACACAGAAAAGGGAUGGACAUCUAAGCCUCUCUGAGCCACCUCUCGCAUAAGCCAUGAGCAGGCUAAUCACGUGUCUGUGUGGUCUUCUGGCAGAAUUAAGUAGCAGGAAUAUAACGCACUUGGUAGUGUUGCUUGGCCAACUGUUCACAAAGACAUUUUACCACUGAUGGUAGCUAGUCUGUUAGGGAAGAAAUUCUGUCUGUUGGAAACUUAAGUGUUUCAAAGUAGCUUCUCAAGUGACUUCUACAACACAUCAUGGGAGGAGUAGUGGUGGAUGACGGAGGCAGUGGGGUGAAGGCCCCGGAUGGAGGAUGGGGCUGGGCCGUGCUCUUUGGCUGCUUCGUCAUUACUGGAUUUUCCUAUGCUUUUCCUAAAGCUGUCAGCGUCUUCUUUAAAGAGCUGAUCCGUGAGUUCGACGUGGGCUACAGUGACACUGCCUGGAUCUCCUCUAUUCUGCUGGCAAUGCUCUAUGGCUCAGGUCCCCUAUGCAGUGUUUUAGUAAAUCGCUUUGGAUGUCGCCCUGUGAUGAUGGUUGGUGGCCUUUUUGCUUCUCUUGGCAUGAUCUUGGCAUCUUUUUCCACCAGCAUUAUUCAUAUCUAUCUCAGCACCGGGGUAAUCACAGGUUUGGGUCUUGCCCUGAACUUCCAGCCUUCACUCAUUAUGUUGAAUAGAUACUUCAGUGAAAAACGACCCUUAGCCAACGGCCUGGCUGCAGCUGGGAGUCCAGUAGCACUGUGCUGUUUAUCCCCCCUGGGCCAAGUACUUCAGUACAGAUAUGGCUGGCGUGGUGGUUUCCUCAUCCUGGGAGGCCUACUGCUUAACUGCUGUGCAUGUGGAGCCCUCAUGAGGCCGCUCCUUGGACCAAAGAAGACUGAUGGAGACCAGGAAGCAGCAAAGGAUGUAGUGGAAAAGCCAAAACCAAAGCACAAGUUGCUGGAUUUCAGUGUCUUUAAGGACAAAGGGUUCGUCAUCUACACCAUAGCAGCAGCUAUUAUGGUGUUAGGCCUGUUUGUUCCUCCAGUGUUUGUGGUGAGCUACGCAAAAGAACUGGGCAACGAAGACACCAAGUCUGCACUCCUGCUUACCAUUCUUGGCUUUAUUGAUAUUUUUGCGAGGCCUACAUGUGGCAUUAUUGCUGGACUGAAGUGGGUACGCCCACGGUGUGUUUACUUCUUCAGCUUUGCUAUGAUCUUUAAUGGUGUCACCGAUAUUGUAGGCUCUAUGUCAACGGACUACACAGGACUUGUCAUUUUCUGCAUUUUUUUCGGUAUCUCCUAUGGAAUGGUGGGAGCCUUGCAGUUUGAGGUGCUAAUGGCCAUUGUGGGAACAGAGAAGUUUUCCAGUGCAAUUGGCUUGGUACUCCUUGUCGAGGCCAUUGCUGUCCUGGUGGGGCCACCUGGUGCAGGUUGGCUGCUGGACGCAACCAAGGUCUACAUGUACGUCUUCCUGCUAGCAGGCUGUGAGGUGGUCCUGUCGGCUGUCGUACUUUGCGUCUGCAACCUGCUUUUUAUCAAGAUGGCUCCUCAGCAGCCUGACUCUUCUGCCAAGAUGGAGAUUGCUAUGACGGAUACUGAGAUGGAGCAGCUCAACAAAGUUUCUCAGGAUGACCAAGAGAAUUGUGGUGGUAGGAAUAAAUCAGAGCCCAAUUCAGGAGAACAAAGUAAAAAUACAGAGGUAGAAGAACAGAAUGAGGACCUCAAAGCAAGUCGAGAUGAACUACAGGUGAAUUCAGUAGAUAUUGAGAAGCUUCCUACAGUGGCGGCCAAGGAAAAUGGUGAUGUGGUGGAACCCGAAUCUUCUCUGUAAUUUCAGUACAGUGAGAGAAAUAGACUUAGACGAUUUUCAAAAGAAAGAACUUGAUUAGUGUCUUGUGUGUUCUCAUUUGAUGUUUAGAUGUUGUGUGCUUUCUGUACUGCACUGAAUUGAUAUCUCAUGGUCACAGAUUUAUUGCUGUAUGAAUUUCAGUGGCAUUUAGAACACGUCAAAUUACAAACUUGUAUAGAGAUGGGACAGCUAUACAUUUUUAUGCUCUCAGACGAGAACAAUGUGGUAUCCGUGACAGCAGAAAUAGUACUGAUAUAAAGUAUGACAUGUGUACAAGGUUAUGGAAGCAAGCAAAUUGUUACUUAAGUAUUUUGGAUUAAUAAUUACUCUAGUAAUGGUCAUUCUAUUAAAUCUGCACCAGAGCAAAACAGCAGCUCGGCCAUUAAGUACUCAGUAUCUAAGUAGGGAUUAGGUGGUUCAGCGGUACUAUUUACAGGACCUGCCCAGAUUACCAAAUGUGCGGUAGAGAGAGUAUUGUAUUUUAAAUUCGUUUCCAUACCAACAGCCAGUAACUGUUCAUAACCAUUCAUACUGUGAACAUGCAUUCAUUCUGUUGCACACACUGUUGUCUACUGUGUAACAUGUUCAUUGUCUAUCGAGCUUACUGUAAAAGAUUAUUUGUGGCAUUUGUCAGCAUACAUUAUGCAAAUUGUUGUUUGGGUAUAAAAUUCGCUGCUUCAAGUGACUAAAAAUCAACUAUAUAACAUAUAUUUUUUAUAUAUGUCUAAAUGUCUGUAUUGGAGACCCACUGAUUCUACUUGGGGUGAAUGACAAAAUGUCCUGCAACACACCUUUUUUUUUUUCUAUUUUCGUUUGUUUCAUGUGACAUUUUUAAAAAGGCUACUUAGAGUUACUGUGGUAUUUCCAAGAAAUACCACAGUUCAACUUCACUAAUUCACUUGACAAGGAACAUUUUAGUGUUUUUUUUUCUUCUAAUCACAAGAUUUAACUCGCAAGCUCAUUAACGAUCCUUCUGUGAGCUCAUUGUUUAGUUUUUUCUGGUUUUUUUUUUUUUUUUAGCAAAAAACAAACAUUAGUACUGAGGUGUCAGGAAACAUUAGUCUGAACAAGUACAGAGCUUGAAUAGGAAUAAUAAAAGUAUACUGCUGCCAUUGAUAAUGUAAUUGCUUUACCGUUAGAAGCCGCUUUACAGUAUUUUUCACAGUUUUUAAGUUAUUGCUGUUAAAUACGAGCUACUGUUUGGAUAUAUUUUUUUAUAGAUUGGUAUGUUUGUAGUGAAGAAAAAAUGUUCAGCAUUCAAAUGAUGCAUCUUUAUGACUACCUAACCAGCAUCUUGUUUUGGUCAGUAAUAUAAAAUGUCUGAUGCAGGUUUCUUUUGAGAACCAGUUGAGUAUAUGUGGUGCUUUUAGUUGAUGAUUUUAAAGAGUUGGCUGUGCCUUAAAUCUGAAAUAAAGUUACAGCAAACACAUCAUGAGGAAUCUUUUAAAAUCACAUGAUUCUCAAUUUUUCCCCUUGAAGAUGGGUGUCUAUAUUUCUGUAAAAUGUUAAAUAAAAUUCUUAAAUGAGAA